UUUGGCGUCCCCACCGCGAUUCCAUUCGGACCUUAUCGCCACGCUUUUCGUAAUUCCUCACCUUUCGAUCGCAAUCUCUUUCUUCACCCACUCACCCACACACAUGCACGCAUUUAUUAUUUUCAGUAAAAAAUUGAAUAAGAAUUUGAUCAUUAUAAAUUUUUUCCCACUCUGUAACUCAUCACAAAAUGGGCACUGGCGCAUCGAGAAAUCCCGAUAGCAGCUCCCAUGGCAGCGAAGAGAGAGACCAAGCCGGCGGUCAACUCUAUGUUUCUCUCAGAAUGGAAAAUUAUAAGCUCAAUGGUGAUAUCAUACCCCAUGUUUACGGCUCGGUACCACUCGUCGGCUCCUGGGACCCCUCUAAAGCCCUUUCGUUGGAACGUGAAUACACAUCUAUGUGGAUAUUAAGUUUUGUGGUCCCUCCUAACCAUGACACUUUGGAUUUUAAGUUUCUGUUGAAGCCCAAAUAUUGUAGCUCUCCAUGUAUAGUUGAGGAGGGUCCGAACAGGCAAUUGACAGCGGGUACAUUACAUGGGGAUGGGAGGUCGGCUAUGUUUAAAUUGAGUGGUGAUGAGGUUUUUGAGUACAGAGUAUUUAUUAACGUGGAUAGAGUUUCGCCAUUUGAUCUUGCGGCAAGUUGGAGAGCAUAUCAAGAGAAUCUUCAGCCUUCAACUGUUCGAGGAAUCCCAGAUAUUAGUAUAAAUUCAGCUGCUGAAGCUGGUCCUGAGAAUGGAUCUUCAGCAAGUUUGGAGCUUGAUCUUGAGCACUAUGUUGUCCCUGCUCCAGCUAUGGCUGCAAACUCAGCUCUGGUGUAUGCAGCUAACAUGACAGAAACACCUACGUCACUGAGUCGUUUUGGGGGGAUGGAAGUCAUAGUCCCAGACCCAACUGCACCACCUUCAGGAUCUGGCAUGAUUGAGUCGAAGUCAGUGGGAACUUUUUCAUCAAUGCAGAAACAAGAAGGUCACAGAGGAAUCUUUGUGGAUAGGGGAGUAGGAUCUCCUAGGCUAGUAAAAUCUGCAAGUGCUGCGUCAUUCACGGCUGACCUCAAACUUUAUUCAGAAGCCAAGAACUCUAUGCCCGCCGCUGCAGGAGCUGUUGCAGCUGCAGCUGUAGCAGAUCAGAUGCUUGGGCCAAAGGAGGAUAGACAUCUAGCAAUUGUGCUGGUUGGAUUGCCUGCUCGUGGUAAAACUUUUACUGCAGCUAAACUUACUAGAUAUCUACGUUGGUUAGGGCAUGAGACCAAACACUUCAAUGUUGGGAAGUAUCGAAGACUAAAGCAUGGAAUUAAUCAGGUUUGUCAAUUGACUGCAGAUUUUUUCCGAGGUGACAAUCCAGAAGGCUUGGAAGCACGCAAUGAGGUAGCAGCUCUUGCAAUGGAAGAUAUGAUAUCUUGGAUGCAAGAGGGUGGACAGGUGGGAAUAUUUGAUGCCACAAACAGUACAAGGAAUAGGAGGAAUAUGCUUAUGAAAAUGGCUGAAGGAAAAUGCAAGAUUAUCUUUUUGGAGACAAUAUGCAAUGAUCAGCAAAUAAUUGAAAGAAAUAUACGCCUCAAAGUUCAGCAGAGCCCUGACUAUGCGGAAGAGCCGGAUUUUGAAGCUGGAUAUCAUGACUUCAAACAUCGACUUGAGAACUAUGACAAAGUUUAUGAACCCGUAGAAGAAGGCUCUUAUAUCAAAAUGAUUGAUAUGGUCAGUGGCCAUGGUGGACAAAUACAAGUGAACAACAUUAGUGGCUAUCUUCCUGGUCGUAUAGUAUUUUUCCUGGUGAAUACACAUCUGACGCCAAGACCAAUUCUGCUUACUAGGCAUGGAGAGAGCCGUGACAAUGUUAGAGGCAGAAUUGGUGGUGACAGUGUGUUGAGUGAUACUGGAGAGCUUUAUGCAAAGAAACUUGCUAAUUUUGUUGAAAAGCGUCUGAAAAACGAAAGGGCUGCUUCUAUAUGGACCAGCACGUUGCAGAGAUCAAUUAUAACUGCUAGCCCAAUAGUUGGAUUCCCGAAGAUACAAUGGCGUGCACUGGAUGAGAUUAAUGCUGGUGCAUGUGAUGGGAUGAAUUAUGAAGAAAUAAAGAGAAAUAUGCCCGAGGAAUAUCAGUCCAGGAACAAGGAUAAAUUAAGAUAUAGAUAUCCUCGUGGGGAAUCUUAUCUAGAUGUUAUACAAAGGUUGGAACCUGUGAUUAUUGAACUUGAACGACAAAGAGCUCCGGUUGUGGUGGUAUCUCACCAGGCAGUACUGAGAGCUUUAUAUGCAUAUUUUGCUGACAGGCCAUUGCAAGAAAUACCCCACAUAGAGAUGCCGCUUCAUACAAUCAUAGAGAUACAAAUGGGAGUCAGUGGUGUCCAGGAGAAAAGAUAUAAGCUCAUGGAUUAAAUUUGACUGAGAAAGUUGCUUAUAUGGAAAUUCUACACAUGGUACAGUAGCAAGGUCUCCAUAUUCUUGAAUGUAUAUUUCAUUAUAGGAUCUAAUCUUAACAGGGUUAUGUGACAACAAUUUAGUAGUCUCGACUACAAAUUUGGCUGUGCUCUCUCUUUCUCAGAGAGAGAGAGAGAGAGAGAGAGUCACGCACUCAGGAACCUGUGCAUAUGUACGUGCAAAUCCCUUCAAAAAUAAGUUGGUGACUUCAUCAUGUAUUACCCUGAAUCUCGAGAUUUUGUUGUCUUCUUUGAUUGUAAUAUUUCGUUAUACAACAUUCUAACUUCCAAGCAUAGAGGAACUGUAAAUUGAACAUUCGCCUGUUGUUGAUAAUUGCAUUCAUCAGGUUAUACAUUUGCUCUGCUUGAUGAAGGAAGUUGAUCAUGUAACAAUUACCUGUUCGAUUAUUUUGUGUUGUA
Molecule: messenger RNA, 2833 nt
Organism: Olea europaea var. sylvestris
Lineage: Eukaryota; Viridiplantae; Streptophyta; Magnoliopsida; Lamiales; Oleaceae
Product: 6-phosphofructo-2-kinase/fructose-2,6-bisphosphatase
Exons: 23
Coding region: 189-2372 (727 amino acids)
Biological process (GO): fructose metabolic process; fructose 2,6-bisphosphate metabolic process
Cellular component (GO): cytosol
Molecular function (GO): 6-phosphofructo-2-kinase activity; ATP binding; fructose-2,6-bisphosphate 2-phosphatase activity
Source: RefSeq, a predicted model, not a curated record